This is a messenger RNA of Trichomonas vaginalis G3, 327 nucleotides long. RefSeq lists its product as uncharacterized. The record is from RefSeq and is a predicted model, not a curated record. NCBI's taxonomy places the organism in Eukaryota, Parabasalia, Trichomonadida, Trichomonadidae. Bases 1 to 327 code for a protein of 108 amino acids. The transcript has a single exon.
AUGAGGAUGUUAAAUCAGCCUGCAGCAUAUCCAGUACACCCGGACUAUUAUGAAGUCGAAAACCCUAAUGGAACAUAUGAAAAUGUUUUCGACCCAGAUGCUAUUAUUGUUCAUGCUUCAUUUUCUGGCGCCCAAAACUCUUUCUUAUGCUUGGCAAAUGACUUUUACGAAAAACCUACAAAGUUAUACGAACCACCAAGUGGAAGUAUUUCAGACUUUCAAGUAUGGUUUACUACAGAUGGAAGAAAAAGAAUAAUUCCAUUAUACCAUGCGUUUUACUUAGAACUUAGUUUCAUAUACAACUACUAUCGAACGAUAAAAAUAUAA